Messenger RNA from Toxotes jaculatrix (banded archerfish), 3029 nucleotides. RefSeq names its product F-BAR and double SH3 domains protein 1-like. The record is from RefSeq and is a predicted model, not a curated record. The transcript has 21 exons. Lineage: Eukaryota; Metazoa; Chordata; Actinopteri; Toxotidae. Bases 89 to 2230 code for a protein of 713 amino acids. Gene Ontology annotation, cellular component: neuromuscular junction; recycling endosome. Gene Ontology annotation, biological process: regulation of actin filament polymerization; neuromuscular synaptic transmission. Gene Ontology annotation, molecular function: protein binding.
GCACAGCGUAGAGGAAGUCGGCCGUUCAGCACAGCUGAAACAAACUAACACAGUCACAGACAAUAACGGACACUGCCAGCAUCUGAACAUGCAGCCACCACCCAGGAAGGUAAAGGAGAGCCAGCAGGUGAAACUGGUGUUCUCAGAGCAGCUAAGUAAACUGCAGACCAAGCAGCAUCAGGACACUGAGCUGCUGGAGGAGAUCAGGUCCUUCAGUAAGCACCGCGCGGCUAUAGAGAAGGAGUAUGGUCAGGCUCUUCAGAGGUUAGCUGUUCAGUACCAGAAGAGAGACUGGCAAAGAGGAAAUACAGAUGCUAUCACAUCUGGAAGUGUGUUUGGCGUGUGGCGGUCAGUGGUAGAUGCUACAGCUCAGACUGCUGCAUCCCGACUUGCUGCUGCAGAGGAGUAUCGCAGACUGACCGGACAAGCCUCCAGAAGUGUCCGCAAUGCAAAGGACAUCCGAGCCAAGAGAGGCCUGGAGCAGCUCCAGAGGGUACAGGGUGAAGUGGUGGAUGCUCUGCGGGAGCUGCACAGGAUCAAGAAGAGCUACCACCAACUCAGCCACAUCGCCAGCGUUGCUAGAGAGAAAGCUGCUGAUGCACAGAGCAGAGCCAGAAAGAGUGAACAUGGGAUUUUCCACUUUAAAACAGGACUACAUAAGAUGACAGCUAAGCUCAAUGCCAGGUUGAAAGAGUGCGAUGACCGUUUGGCUGAAGUUCGUAACGAGUAUCUGCUGGCUUUAGCAGCUGUGAACGCCCAUCACCAACACUACUAUACGAACGACUUGCCGCUUAUUAUGGAGAAAAUGGAUGGAGAUGUUUACGAUGAUCUGAGAAGCCAUUUUACUCUGCUGUGUGGGACAGAGAUGGACACCUGUCUGUCCACACACAAACAGUACAGCAAGAUAUGGGACAGCGUCACUAAGGUGACCAGAGAGAAAAAUAUCCAGCAGUUUGUACAAGAAUCUGUUUCCUUCAGCAAAACAGCUGAGUUUACCUUCCAGCCUGCUCCGCGUGACAAGGUGUCUUCUCUGCAGGAGGUCUGUGCUUCGGAGGCUGACGGUUGUCUGGUAAAGGAGGCAAAAAAAUGGGCCACAAAAGCUGCCAAAGACUUUAAGAUGGUCACUCAUGGGGAGAGGGCUCUACAGAUGUUAGAGAGCCGGCUGAAGCUCCUGUCGGGGGAGACGGGGCUCAGUGUGGAGCAGAAGAUCACAGAGGUGCAGGACAGUGUCAGGAAAGCCAAGCUCAGCAGGGUGAAGGCAGAGGCUCGCCUGGCUCUGUUGUCAGGCGCCGCCGCAGAGACUGAGCUGUGGCUACACAACGCCAUGAACCAGGCAGAGGAGGAGCUGGAGAGAGAGAGGCGGCUCAGCGAACAGAGGAAGUCUACGGAGGACUUUUCAGAGGAUGAGUUUGAGCUGACUGACUUUGAGGACUACAAUGAUGAGAACGGAGACAUCUUUACAGAUCCAGUGUCGGCCUCUGGAGUGUGUGUUUAUCCCGCAGCCUGCAGAGUUAUCUACACCUAUCAGGCCAGCCAAUCAGAUGAGCUGUCAAUCAUGGAAGGGGAGGAGCUUCAAGUGGUUGAAGAUGGAGACAUGGAGGACUGGUUGAAGGUGUGUAAUGCAUGCGGCCAGGUGGGCUAUGUCCCUGAACGCUAUGUGCAGUUCCUCUGUCUACCAGCAGAGGACGCUGCUCCGUUGGACAGCUCCUUCAGCUCCACCUCAUCCAUUGGGAAUAGAGAGAAGGCAGGGAGCAGAGGUGUAGCCAGAGCUCUGUACUCUUACCAGGCCCAGAGUGCAGAGGAGCUUUCCUUCCAGGAGGGGGCACUCAUCCACCUGAUACGCUGUCGACAUGGAGAGGUGGACGACGGUUUUUGGGAGGGAGAGCUGAACGGACGGAUCGGUGUCUUCCCUUCGUUGGUGGUGGAGCUGGUACACGAUGAGGGGGAGGAGGAGGAGAAACAGGAGGAGGAGGAGGAGCCUCUCCCCACCCCAACCAUGCCUCCCUUCUCUCCACCCAUCCCAAUCGCCUCAACUCCUGCCUGUAGUUCAGUGCUCAGUGCAACCCCCCCUAGCUGUGUGGAGGACAAUCAGCAGGUCUCACCUCCGAGGCUCACAGACAACACAGUAGACACUGGGAGCAGCAACCACAAAUCUCCAGAUCUCCCCGGCAGUCGACUAAGACCGUGCCGAGCUCCUCCUCCUCCUCCAACACAGAAGCCUCAGCCUUGACACAAAGACUGGAGUAACAUCAAGCUUCAUAAACACACAGGCCUCGUUUUGACCAAAGGAACACAGCUUUGUUUUUUUUCCAUUCUAAUACAAGUAUUUGGCGGGUCUUCACAUCGGGCAGCUUAGUCACCAAGGGACAGAACACAGAGGACAUACCAAAUGUUCAUAUGUUAAUUUGUCCUUCAUGUGUUACCUCAGAGUGGCCUGGUACUCAGCUACACAGGAGCGUACUGAAUACAUAGACCAACAAACAGUGUGAGGGUAAUUAACCCUUAGCACUGUAGUAGAAUUAUAAUUCAUUCAUGAAACAUCUCAUAACUUUGGAGAAGUAAAUAUUUACAGGUAAAACAGUAGAAAAGUGAGAAGUUGCUAUUGUGUAUUGUUUCUUUACUUUGAAAGCUGUCAAUCGAUAUGACCUUUAACAAGAAAAGACACAUUUUGUGCAACUAACUGGCACAGUAGUACAGCUGUGCUGCCAACAGCUAAGUAUGUAAAAAUAAUUACAUAGAGCAGCUCUAACUAAGUCAUACUCAUUUUUUUUCCUUUGUUGUAUAAAUGAGAAUAUUUCUGUAUAUUAAGAAAAUUAUGAAAGAAUACAAAAUGUAAAUGACACACUUUACAGCAGUUAUUCAUGCUAUCAUAAAUCAUUCGAGAAUUGAGCUAUGAUGUAUGAAAUGUAUUUAUUCCAUCUGUGCGUAGACCAUAGGAGUAUUAUUUUCCACUGUAUUUUAUCAUUAUGAUGUGAUUAAAUUAAGGUUCAUUGUGCACUGUAAUAACAGUAUGGCAGAGGUGUUUCUGU